AUGCAAAGUGUAAGGGCCGAUAUUGAGCGUCUGUGGGCCAAAGCUGUGCAUGCAUUGGGUGUGGAUAGAUUUACACCUGAAGAAUGGAAGGAAGAAUACGAGCAUUUCAUCAAAUGCAUGGUGUCCGACAAGGAACCCUGCAUUGUGAUGAACACUGAAGCGCAAUUGAGAGAAGAAUAUGAUGAGUAUCUACCGCCGGCGCUAAGAAAUAACAAUCGGCCCCAGCAUACACAGCCCACGUUCAGAACGGGGCAGCAGAAUUUCCCGCAACAACAACAAAAUGCACAGCAGCAAAAGGUGCAGCAGCUACAACAACAACAGUUACAGAAACAACAACAGCAGGAACAACGCCAACAACAACAGCUUUCAUACCAGGCUCUAGCCAAAAAUGAGGAUUGCAGAUAUAAGCCAUAUCCAUUGAACAUAAAAAACCAGCCAACAACGGUCGUCAAUCAAGCUUUGAAAUCACCCCUCAAGGAUACUAAUGCCUUACCAACGUCAACGCGCAUUAUGAAAAAGGAAAAGUCUCCUACACUAAAACAUGAAAUAGGCGAUAUCUCCGACUUUUUUAACAAUUUACCUCAGAUUCCAACAAAAAUUGGGAAAUCGUUGCAAGGACGUAAUUUAACAUUGCCAGCAUCGAGUUCUAAACUGCUUGAUGUACCAUUAAAGCCUGCGGUUGGGCAGCAAACCGAAAAUGAAUCGAAGCCAACCAAUCGCAAGAAGAGAAAGAAACACUAAGAAAUCCUUUAGUUGAG
Drosophila grimshawi is the source of this 758-nucleotide messenger RNA. Its product is annotated as spindle pole body component 97-like. The transcript is spliced from 4 exons. The coding region runs from base 1 to 741 and encodes 246 amino acids. Lineage: Eukaryota; Metazoa; Arthropoda; Insecta; Diptera; Drosophilidae. The record is from RefSeq and is a predicted model, not a curated record.